AGAGGGAGAAAGGGAGUGUCUGAUAGAGGAGGAGGAUAGAGGGAGAAAGGGAGUGUCUGAUAGAGGAGGAGGAUAGAGGGAGAAAGGGAGUGUCUGAUAGAGGAGGAGGAUAGAGAGAGUGAGGCAGUUCCACAGGCAGACGAUAGAAGCAGAUUGAUCUCUCUCGCGCUGUAGUCGGUCCUGUCUACCGGGAGAUGCUCAAGCGUUCCUGAUUUUUCCGCUCUAACCACUGCUAAUUCCCAUUAGAGCUCGUUACCUCCACUGUACUGUUUUCGGUAGUUUGAGGAGGGGUAAAUCGCGUGUCGUCUGUCUGGGAACAUAAGGCUAACCAGGGCUACAGAUCAUCUGGAUCAGAACCUCACGACUAGAAGCACCAGGUCUCCGGUAAAACGUGUAGAUGGAGGACUUGGAUCUUCCCCAGAUGAAGAGGGAGGUGGAGAGUCUUCAGUACCAGCUGGCCAUCAACAGAGAGAAAUCCUCCAUCACGGUUACUGAGCUGGUGAAAUGGAUCGAGGGGUGUGUGUGUGACGACCCAUUCCUGAACCCAGAGCUGAUGAGGGCCAACCCCUGGGUGGAGAAAGGCAAAUGUGUGAUCCUCUAACGGACACACACACGGAUCCACACACACACAUUGAGACACACACACACGGAUCCACACACACACACACACACUGAGAGACACACACACACACACACAGACACACACACACACACACACUGAGAAACACACACCAGGUUAUCCCGUCCUAUUUAUUUGUACAUCCAUGUCUAUGGUUUUAGCUGAAAGUAGCCCCCUUCCUAUGAGCAGCAUGUCCUGCAUUGAAAGUAGCCCCCUUCCUAUGAGCAGCAUGUCCUACACUGAAAGUAGCCCCCUUCCUAUGAGCAGCAUGUCCUACAUUGAAAGUAGCCCCCUUCCUAUGAGCAGCAUGUCCUACACUGAAAGUAGCCCCCUUCCUUCCUAUGAGCAGCAUGUCCUACAUUGAAAGUAGAUUUGCAGAGCUCAUCUCAUAGCUUUGUUAAGAGAUAGAAGUUUGUUGUUAAAUAAAUCACACUUUUAAUUGGCUUUUUUUCCACUGUCAAUCAGAAUACACUGUUUUUAUUGGCUUGUUUCCACUGUCAAUCAGAAUACACUGUUUUUAUUGGCUUGUUUACACUGUUUUUAUUGGCUUGUUCCACUGUCAAUCAGAAUACACUGUUUUUAUUGGCUUGUUUCCACUGUCAAUCAAACAUAAUAAAGAGGUGGUUUGACA
Oncorhynchus mykiss (rainbow trout) is the source of this 1250-nucleotide messenger RNA. The record is from RefSeq and is a predicted model, not a curated record. NCBI's taxonomy places the organism in Eukaryota, Metazoa, Chordata, Actinopteri, Salmoniformes, Salmonidae.